UUUAGUUAGGCUACCGUAUAUUUCUCUCACUUGAAAAACACUUCAUAAAUUGCGAGCCCAAGAGCUUUUUUCUCUAAUCCCAUGCAUCAGCCAGGGAGUGAAAGGAAAGACUAAAGAGUGUUCUUUAAUUUGUUGUUGUUUAGUCCCUCUUCUCUUAACAUUCAUUGCCACCAAACAGCCCAUACCCAUCCAAGAAAAAUGGAAAUGACUACUAGUCCAACUCUGUCAUUAACCCAGAGUAGUGUACCUGAGGUCACACAACGUCGCUCUGCAAAUUACCGUCCUAGCAUUUGGGGAGAUCGUUUCCUUGCCUACGGUUCUACUAUCACGGAAAUGGAGGUUAAAAUGGAGCAAAGAAUUGAGAAGCUCAAAGAAAAAGUGAGAGAGAUGAUCGCGGCGAGAGCUGAUAAAUCUUCACAAAAGCUGAACUUGAUUGAUGCGAUUCAACGCCUAGGUGUGGCCUACCAUUUCAAAACCGAGAUUGAGACUGUAUUACAGGACAUCUAUGAAACCUAUUAUGAAAUGGCCGAUGAUGAAGAUCUUUACACUGUGGCUCUCUCAUUUCGGCUACUUAGACAACAUGGACAUCCCAUUUCCUGUGAUGUGUUCAAUAAAUACAAGGACAACAAAGGAAAAUUUCAAGAAUCCGUAGCUCGUGAUGUAAGAGGAAUGCUAUGCCUGUUCGAAGCUACACAUCUGAGGGUGCAUGGAGAAGAUAUAUUAGACGAAGCACUGACUUUUACCACCACUCACCUCAACUCUGCACUACCAAACUUAAGCAAGAAUCCUCUUGCAGCACAAGUAGUUCAUGCUCUGAAUCAACCCAUCCACAAGGGCUUGACAAGGCUUGAGGCACGAUGUUACUUCUUGUUCUACGAACAAGAUGAUUCCCACAAUAAAACUCUACUGGAUUUUGCAAAAUUGGACUUCAACCUCUUGCAGAAGUUGUACCAGAGGGAGCUACGCGAAAUCACAAGGUGGUGGAAAGAUUUAGACUUUGCAAAUAAACUACCUUUUGCAAGGGAUAGAUUGGUGGAGUGCUACUUUUGGAUGAUGGGUGUGUGCUUUGAGCCUCAAUAUUACUUUGCUAGGAAGCUUCUAACUAAAGUGAUUACCUUGGCUUCAAUUAUGGACGAUAUUUAUGAUAUCUAUGGAAACUUGGAAGAACUUGUGCUCUUCACUGAUGCAAUUGAGAGGUGGGAAAUGAGAGCAUUGGACCAACUACCGGCCUACAUGAAACUAUUUUAUCAAGCCCUUUUAGAUGUUUACAAUGAGAUUGACGAUGAGAUGGCUAAAGUAGGAAAAUCAUAUGCAACAGAAUAUGCAAAAUCUGCACUGAAGAAAUUAGCAAGAGCAUACUUUAAUGAAGCCAAAUGGUUUCAUGGGGGCUAUGCUCCAACUAUGGAUGAGUAUAUGAGUGUUGCACUCAAUUCUAGUGGUUAUAAAAUGCUUGCAACCACUUCCUUUGUUGGAAUGGCAGAGUUGGCGACCAAAGAGGCCUUUGAAUGGGUAUCAAGCGAUCCUUUAAUUGUUCAAGCUGCAGCAGUGAUUGCUAGACUCAUGGAUGAUAUGGUUAGCCACAAGGUUGAGCAACAACGAGGGGAUGCACCCUCGGCCGUUGAAUGUUAUAUAAAGCAGCAUGGUGUAACAGAGGAUGAGGCGCUUGUUGAACUUCAAAAACUUGUUACGAAUGCAUGGAAAGACAUAAAUGCAGCAUGUCUCCACCCAGUUGAAACGCCAAUGCCUCUCCUCAUGCGGGUUCUAAACCUUGCCCGGGCGAUGGAUGUUUUAUACAAGGAUGAAGAUAAUUACACAAAUCCCGAGACCAAGCUCAAAGGCUACAUUACCUCGGUGAUCAUCAAUCCUGUGCAAAUCAACUAGCAAAUGGUUCUCUCUUCCAUGGACGGCUACCAAGGAUUAAUUAUCUAUUAGCUAUAGAAGCAUUACAGAAUAAUCGUAGGAGUAAUUUACAUGGACUUCCAUUGCAAAUUUUAUCGUAUUAUUAUUAUU
Molecule: messenger RNA, 2010 nt
Organism: Rhododendron vialii
Lineage: Eukaryota; Viridiplantae; Streptophyta; Magnoliopsida; Ericales; Ericaceae
Product: (-)-germacrene D synthase-like
Exons: 7
Coding region: 199-1881 (560 amino acids)
Biological process (GO): diterpenoid biosynthetic process
Molecular function (GO): terpene synthase activity; magnesium ion binding
Source: RefSeq, a predicted model, not a curated record